Hyposmocoma kahamanoa is the source of this 1083-nucleotide messenger RNA. RefSeq names its product UPF0184 protein C9orf16 homolog. NCBI's taxonomy places the organism in Eukaryota, Metazoa, Arthropoda, Insecta, Lepidoptera, Cosmopterigidae. The coding region runs from base 120 to 398 and encodes 92 amino acids. The record is from RefSeq and is a predicted model, not a curated record. The transcript has 2 exons.
UUGCUAAUUAUUUGCUAGAGCAGGAAAAAAAUUGUAAUUAAAAUUACGUUAAAAUUUAGUAUUUAUAAAAGAUAUAAGCUUUCUGUAUAGUAUUAUUACUAUCAAUUCAGUCUACAACAAUGGCUGGUCAAGACGAUAACAAAGUCAAUGGAGAUGCAUCAGUCUCUCAAUGUGAUGUAGACCCAACUGAAGAUGAUCAACAUUCUGAUACAAAUCUUCGCGAAGAAUAUGAUUUCCUGGAUUCUAAAUUAGACGAAUUGAAUUCAGUCCUUGAUGUGCUGGAGCAAAAGAAUGAUGCCAUUCAUGAACGUCUGAAGGAACUUCUACAGUCCAACAUUGAGAUCAGAAAUGAACUACGGAAAGAGAACAUAGACAAUGAAGAAGUAAAUAACGCCUAAUACAAAAGCUUGUAUACAUACUUAAAGUAAACAAUAAUGUACCUGUGAAUUAUAAUUUAUGUUGGAAAGCUGCAUGUUCACUAAAGAAUAAAUAUCAUUUAGGAAUUUUUUUUUAGUUCGAUGUCACUAGAUGUAUUUGCAGUGUCUUCUUUAAUAGGGAUUUUUAAAGGUAGAAUAUUGUUUAAUUUUGAAACUAACGCCCCUAAAUACUUAUCUGUAUUUAUCUUGUUGUGUCACAUUUCCAGUUCAUAGUUGUUAAGACAUGUUUGGUAAAAGUUGCAGGAAUAUGCACUAAGUUGCUAGAUUCAUAUAUUAAAUUAAGUUUGUUCUUUAGUGAAUACGUAAAGUAGGAUAUAAUGUAUUUUAUUGGUGUAUUUACUAUACACUUCUGUUGUGGCAAUGGCAAUAUUUUACAAGCCGUCAACUUAGUUUAAAGUGUGCCACAUAAUUUUAUUGUAAAAUGAUAGUUUGUGAUAUUACUUAAAAAGGAAAAUUCACGAUUUACUAUAAAAUUUAUUUAGUUUCUAAUCAAGUGAACGUCACUAUACUACAAGAACGUUUGAAUAGUUUCAUGUUACAGUAUUAUAAAAAUAAUUUUGGUUACUUUAUAUAUCAUUAUAGAUGUGAGGAAGAUAGCAAAUAAAAUUGUAAAUUGUUAAAUAAAACAACAGAUAUUGUUUUUUUU